This is a messenger RNA of Ruditapes philippinarum (Manila clam), 610 nucleotides long. RefSeq lists its product as uncharacterized. Lineage: Eukaryota; Metazoa; Mollusca; Bivalvia; Venerida; Veneridae. The coding region runs from base 72 to 500 and encodes 142 amino acids. The transcript is spliced from 4 exons. The record is from RefSeq and is a predicted model, not a curated record.
UUAGAAAUUCAUAUCAAGUAAAGACUUUAUAUUUCACCAUCUAUAGUGUUUAUACAAAAGCUGCGCUCAACAUGGACACAACAAAGAAUAUCGUGAGUGUUAGUCUGCUCGUGGUUCUCGUGCUUGCCUUCACCUCCCUGUCGGUAGAUGGGGCACCAUCAAACUGUAAGAUUGGCAGGUAUUGUAACAGAUGUCCAGCAGGUGAUUUUAAGGUUGUCAAGGUUGGAACUAGAGAUGUCAAAGUGUGUUGUCCAGGUUGCAAGAAGUAUUGUAAUGCCGGAAACAGAAAAAGUGACGGAAGACCGUUUUGUACGUGCAAUUACCCAGAAGAAAUAAAAGGAACAUGCUGGAAAGGACCGCAAUGUGAACCAUGUUUAAACGGAGCAAACAAAACAUACGUUGGAAGCAUCAACAGUAUUCCAGUCUGCUGUGCGCAUUGUGAGAGGUCUGGGCUAAUGCUUGGCGGAAAACUGUGCAAUUGUCUACAUAAUGGUCCGUAAACGUUCCAAAUGAUUGAAUAAUAUUGUUAAUGAAAGUAGACCGCAACUAUGUUCUUUUCUUGAUUUGUUGUUUAAACUGAAAUAAUAUUAAACGAUUGUCAAUGGAAGUA